CACCAAAAGAUUAUUAAUCUAGUUGAAUUUUCCAUCCAUUAGUCUGAUAAGCAACUGCUUCUGUACUAAAUGGCAAUAGGCUUGAUCAUGCAGGAUUGGAGAAGUGCAAAAGCCAAAGAUGGGAAGGCCAAGGAAGCUUUAAAGGCUUGCAGUGGUUAUGUUGAUAAUAUUUGUGAUCACCUCAUGAAAACACACUUUUAUGCCCACAUAAAAGUAAGGUAGUUCUCUGCUUUAAUUAUACUGAUUCGGUAUCUUAAUAUUACAUCAUAGGUCUGUGGAGUUAUGCUUGGAAAACGGUGGCUAACUAUGCAAUAAUGACUUAGCAUUCCUUUUCAUACUGAUUUCAUUCAUUUCAUUACUAUUUGAGAUGAAUUUGAUAUCUUAUACACUAUGACACCAAAAGAGUAAUUAUCGGGCGGUAAUAUCCCCAGUGGCAAUUGGUUUCACAGUGUUAAUUUACCAUUGAAAGUUUUGCUUGCUUUGAACCAUAUUUGUCAUUGCUGUCUUGUACCUGAUUAUCACACUUUCAAUAGAUUAACUAGGGAAAUAAAUUGAGGGCUUUAGAUUAAAAACUAGAACUGGGUGAUGACUGAUGAGAGGAAAACAAAUCUACAAGUGUGCAGUACUAAUGUUUCCAUCAUUGACUUAGUAUGAGUGAGGAAAGUUCUUUUGUGGUAAGGAAAGAUCACAUCAUUUGAGUGGCUUGGUGCUGUACUGACAAAAAUGAACAUAAGAAGUAGAAAAGAAGAAACUAGAGAAAGAGAGAGUGAGAACAUCUUGGUUUGUCUUUUCUAGGGAAUAGGGUCAGGUAGAAAUAGAAUCCUUCCAUUGCACUAAAGAUAUGCUUUUGUUGUUCUACAGAAAUUUGAAGCUAAUAAAUCAUGAUUCUAAUUAUUUUUCCGCUGAGAAAGAGUUUAGUUUUUUCAUUUCUUAGGAUUAUAGAUCUUUGAUUGUCUUCAAAUAAUUUGGUUUGAAGGUUCAUUCCCUGUUCAUUCUAGUUCAAGUAAAUUCAUGUCUUAUGUCUGCACACAUGGGAGUGUCUCUCUAAUCUUAUUGGGACAAGAAUUCAAUCUCAAGAAUCAAAGCUUGAAAUAUUG
Molecule: messenger RNA, 1097 nt
Organism: Rubroshorea leprosula
Lineage: Eukaryota; Viridiplantae; Streptophyta; Magnoliopsida; Malvales; Dipterocarpaceae
Source: the annotation of a GenBank genome assembly